Molecule: messenger RNA, 798 nt
Organism: Neospora caninum
Lineage: Eukaryota; Apicomplexa; Conoidasida; Eucoccidiorida; Sarcocystidae
Exons: 4
Coding region: 1-798 (265 amino acids)
Source: RefSeq, a predicted model, not a curated record
AUGUAUGCAGACGGGCCUAUCGCGGGACAUCCGACAGAGGCGCUGGUCGGUGGGCAAAAUGGCUACCCUGCCAUUCCCACGUCAGCGGCCCACAUUGCGGAGCAGAUGGAGAGCGGCGGCGCGCGCGUCGAGGAGACGCUCGUGCGCCUGAACUGCAAGUAUCAAACUCUCUUCUUCUGCGCUGGAAUGGCUGCAGUCACAGCUGGCUUCAUCGGCGCUCUCACGUCCCUCUUGACUCUUCAGCUCGCCUGCCUGGUGAAUUCCACCUUCCUCCUGGUCUUCGGCUUUGUGAUGAUGCUUUUGGACGUUCCCGGUGCACCUCGAUGGGCAGGACGGUACCGGUCGUCCAUCCGCAAAUAUUUCCGGUUCCUCACCCGCCUCACUGGCAAGGCUCUCUGGCUCCUGUUCUUGGGCAGCAUGACUGCCGUCACCCUGUGGCCAUCGAAUCGCGGGGCUCACGCCCUUCUCUUCUUCACCAUCUGCCUCAGCUUCUUCGUCUCGUCAGUCGCUAUCGUCGGCUUGUUGAUUGCCAUCAGGAAGUCUCUGCGACUGGAGAAGGUACGCAAAGCCAUUUUGAUGAGCUGCAAGGGCGCGUACAUCGACGUUUACCGAAAGUAUGCCAUGACCGACCCUCAGCACGGCAUGCAGUUCGAGGAAUUCAAUCGCCUCUGCGCAGACGUGACCGGCGGACGCCUCCAGUUCGACAUCACUGAUCUUGGCAUCAUCUACAACGCACUGGACGACCACCAAAAAUCUGCAAUCAACGAGCGCGAAUUCUCCGAAUGGAUGACAGGUUAG